This is a messenger RNA of Anopheles nili, 930 nucleotides long. RefSeq names its product shematrin-like protein 1. The coding region runs from base 108 to 428 and encodes 106 amino acids. The transcript has 3 exons. The record is from RefSeq and is a predicted model, not a curated record. Lineage: Eukaryota; Metazoa; Arthropoda; Insecta; Diptera; Culicidae.
CAAACGCCCUCAAGCAACGCAGCUAACUAAGCUCUAACUGGAAGUGAUUCCACGCGUUCUCUGUGUGUAACACCGAAAAUCUAAAAACCACCCUAAAACCAACAACGAUGGCCUCGUUCAAAGCUACCCUUCUCUUCGCCUUCGUCGCCCUGUUCGCGGUCGUGUCGGCCAUCCCUGCCCCGCAACAGCCGGCAGCAGCCCGGCAGGCGAUCGAACCCCGCCCGGUAGCUGCGGCUGAAGCCGCGGACGAACUUGAAGCCGGUGCGGACGAUAAGGACCUAAAGGGUGCAUCCUCGUUCGGCUAUGGCUACUACGGUGGAUACCCGGGAUACUACGGCUACGGAUACCCUGGCUACUCCUACUCUUAUGGAUGGGGUCGCUACCCAUACUACCGCUACGGAGGACUGUACGGAGGCUACUGGUACUAAAGACCGACUACUGGUACCCUGCCAUCACGACCCCUUCACGAUAAGAAACCCACGCAUUGAUCUGUCUCACCGGAACCCUGCCCUGCAAUUCACGUUGCUCCCCAUGUCUCCAUCGCACCGCACCGGUGUGUUUUUCAGACCCGGAUACCAGCUUCUGCUGGGCGGUGUUAGCUUCCUCUUCCAUCACAAACUUGACUCAACCCUUAUUUAAGCAAUAGCGUACUGUUUGCAUGUUUUUGUAUCUUUCUUUCCUUAUUGUAACGAUAUACACGCCGUCUCUUCUGGUUUUCUCGCGCGGGCACGACGCGAACAUUCGCCUGUUUCGGUGCUGAUUUUGUUCAAACGUUUGCUUUAAUGUAUUUAUACGAAAUCAAUACCCUUUAAAAACGCUGCCGUUGGAUGAAACCAACCGACGAAACAACCAAAUCAAGAAACGAAGAAACCUUUUGUAUAUAAUGGUUUUCCUGUUGUUUUUUUCUAAUAAAAAAGAGCAUAAACAGUA